Molecule: messenger RNA, 1611 nt
Organism: Phyllotreta striolata
Lineage: Eukaryota; Metazoa; Arthropoda; Insecta; Coleoptera; Chrysomelidae
Source: the annotation of a GenBank genome assembly
UUAUUCAAAAAAUGGCUGUAAGUAGGUAUAUGCACCCAAGAAAUAUUUAUAAAACACCACCAAAUUUCAAGAAACUCGCAUUGGAUUAUCCAGAAUUUAGAGAAUUCGUUACACAUGAUGUCACCGGUAAAGUUUCGCUUGAUUUCAAGAAUACUAAAUCACUGCGGUGUUUAUCAACUAUUUUGCUAAAAAAAGACUUCGGAUUGGAAGUGGAAAUACCAUUGAACAAGCUCAUUCCUACGAUACCGUUGCGGAUAAAUUACAUUUUAUGGCUGGAAGACCUUCUAACACUGAUUGAUAACAAGGAGAAAAUUAAAGGAAUAGAUAUCGGGACGGGUGCCUCUUGCGUAUACCCCCUUCUCGGGGCCAAGAAGAACGGCUGGUACAUGGUAGCUUCGGAGGUGGACGAAGAGAGCGUCAGGAGCGCUAAAUCUAACGUCGACAGAAAUAACCUGCAAGAACUCGUACAGGUUAAAAAAGUCACGGAAGAUGUUAUUCUGAAGGAAUUAGUUCAAUCGGAGGAAUAUGACUUCUGCAUGUGCAAUCCCCCGUUCUUCGGCAACGUCCAGGAACUGCAGCCAAACUCCAAAUCGAGGAAUCUAAGCAGGCCGAAACCGAAGAACUCCUUCUGCGCCUCUGUAAACGAAGUCGUGGUAAAAGGGGGAGAAGUGGAAUUUCUCAGUAAACUUAUCGAAGAAAGCAAAGAGUUAGGCAUGAAGAUCAAAAUAUACUCGACAAUGGUGGGUUGUAAAAAGAAUUUACCGCAAUUGAAGAAACUGCUGAGAGAAGCGGAAGUGUGCAGUUUCAAAGAGACUGAAUUUUGCCAGGGUAAUACGACGAGAUGGGGCCUAGCGUGGACGUUCUGUUCGCAUUUCGACCUGAAAAAGUGCCCUGACUACAUUAAAGAAAUUUCACGGAAGACCAAAUUGAAAGAGCCUCUAUCACUUGUACUGUUAGAUGAAAGCGACGAGUUUUCCUUAAACAAUGCCAGAGAUAGCUUAAUAAAGUUAUUCAACGGAUUGAAAAUGAGCGUCGAAGAAAUUUCGAGGAAGAAAGAUGUGAUAAGAUACUUCGUGUAUGCUUCAGCUAACACCUGGUCACACCAAAGAAGAAAAAGAAGGGAGAAACGAAAUGGAAACAGCGAAACUUUAAAUUCAUCAGGAGAAAACGAUUUGUCUGUUCAGGAAGAAGAAACUUCAGGAGGGAAAUCUCCAGGAAAAAGAACACACGAAGAUGUGGAUGUCAUUGGAGGAAAUCUCGUCAAAAAAUUAAGAAUUACCAGUGAAGAUGAAGACGUAUUUUUUAAAUUCGUUGCAAGUCUCAAACUUUCUGAAAAUAAGGUCGUUUUAGAAUUAGAUUGUAUAAGUAACGACAGUAAUAGGGAAUACUUACAUCAAAUUUUGCAGUACAUUAAGAAUAACUUAAAAGUACUAGAUUCAAUUGAAUAAGUAAUAAUAUUCAUAAUUUGUAAUAAACGAAACUGGUUUUAAAAGAGAGUUUACAUUUAAGUUUAGAGUAAUUAUUUCUUUUCAGUUUUACAUCAUUUCUUUUCCAGUAAUCAUCUAUGUACUUUAAAGGAAUUUAAUUAAUUUAUUUUAAGAAUUAUUUUUU